AUGGUAUUCAACGGGCAUUUUGCGUCGGCUGGAGACGUCCACGAUGGCGCCAACUACGAGCAUGGAGUGCAGGUGGUAGACGAAGAUAAGGAGUUCAAUCCUAACGUCUCUAAAUACCUUGCAUACGAGAGUGUUACUCCUGCUGGUUUCAAUUAUCAUCUCAUUUCUGUCUUUGGAUCGCAAUCUACCGGGAAAUCUACCUUGCUCAAUCACCUCUUCAAGACACACUUUAGUGUGAUGUCCGAAACGGAAAGACGGCAAACAACAAAAGGAAUAUGGAUGUCAAAGAAUAAGCGCCAAGCCGAUGAUCAGGACGAUAGCAGGUGUAAAAUGGCCGAUAAUAUACUGGUUAUGGAUGUUGAAGGUACUGAUGGACGAGAGCGCGGGGAAGAUCAGGAUUUUGAGCGGAAGAGCGCCCUGUUUGCGCUUGCUACCAGCGAAGUCCUGAUUGUUAAUAUUUGGGAACAUCAAGUUGGGUUGUAUCAGGGGGCUAAUAUGGGACUUUUAAAAACCGUAUUUGAGGUCAACAUGCAACUCUUUUUGAAGGACAGAAAGUCCACUCCACGAUCCUUACUCUUUUUCGUUAUUCGCGAUUUCCUUGGAACUACUCCGCUUCAAAAUUUGCAGAAUACGUUGAUGCAAGAUCUUCAGCGCAUCUGGACCUCUCUAUCAAAACCUCCAGGCCUCGAACAUUCUACGAUUGACGACUAUUUUGACUUUGAAUUUGCAGCCCUUCCCCAUAAAAAUUUUCAGCCCGAAAAAUUUGUUACAGAAGUGCAUAAGCUCAGCAAACGUUUUCGCGAAGGACACCGCGAGCCCCUCAAGUCAAACAAGGCGGAAGGUGGGAUUUUUCUACCGGAAUAUCAUCGACGCAUUCCAGCGGACGGCUUUGCGGUUUACGCCGAAGGCAUCUGGGACCAAAUUGUGAACAAUAAAGAUCUCGACUUGCCGACACAGCAAGAACUGCUAGCCCAGUUUCGCUGUGACGAGAUAUCAAGAGAGGUACUUGUGGUCUUUGACGCGGCAAUUAUCCCGUUUGAAACUAAACAGGCAGAAGCCAUUCAGACUGGGAACCCUCAGAUCCUUGAUGAUCUUGGGUCAGCGAUGACGAGCGCAAGGGUUGCCAUACUUCAGAAUUUUGAAACAGAGGCUAGUCGGUACCAUAAACGUGUUUAUCAAAUGAAAAAAAUGGAACUUGAGGAGAAAGUUGACACUCGCCUCAAGGUUCUCUUUUCUGGGCAACUCACCGCCGCGCACAAGUCUGGUGUUAGCCAAUUCAAAGAUGCGGUUACCGCCACAGUGAAAGCAGGGCAGAAAAAGGGCGCAAGCUAUGACUUUGCUGAAAUAGUAUCCAAGGAGAAGAAACUAGCUCUAGAAAAAUUCGAAAAUGACGCAAAACUGGCUGUUAUCGACGGUGUUUCGUGGGGAAGUUACACCCAAGAACUGUCAUUAUAUCGAAAGGAUUUAGAAAGUAUUAGCGCGCAACUCCGGAAAGAUGAAAUGAGACGUCUCGCAACGAGAGUUGAGCGAUGGGUGAGAAGCCGACUGGGUGAAUCUGUUGGCGUAGAGUUCAAUGCUCUUGGGUCAGGUAGAGGUGGCUCUGGUGCCCCUGAAACAGGUGACCGGCCGUCAGAGAACACCAUCUGGGAUAGGAUAUGGUCCAUUUUUGUCGAUACAGUGCUUGAGGCUGAGCGUAAAUUCACUGAACGCGCUAGCAGCUAUGAUGCCAGCCUGGAUGAAGUCGAUGUCGGACUUUGGAGACUUCGUCGGAAGUCAUGGGGAGUGCUGCGAUCUAAGAUCGACGAAGAGAUGAUGGAGGGCAAUUUGCUUCUCAAACUGCGAGAGAACUUCGAGGACAAGUUUCGAUAUGACUCGGCUGGAGUUCCUAGAAUAUGGAGACCUACCGAUGACAUUGAAGGCUUAUAUACUAAAGCUCGAGAAUCGACCCUUACUCUUAUUCCGCUUUUGUCUCGAUUUAGACUUCAAGAGACGAGCACAACCCCACAGUUGGAUAGAUGGGUUGGAUAUACCCCAGGUUCUGCUACUGCAGCUGACGAAGAGGACCUGGCCCCGAUUGGGGGAAUAGAUGAUGAUGGAAAGAGUCUGGAGGAAGAAAUGACCAUGCUCGGUGACGCCAAAAAACAAGAUCUUACAGCUCGAUUCAAGAAAGCAGCCGACGGCGUAUACGUCGAAGCAAAGAGAAGCGCUAUUGGAGGCAUGACACAAAUACCUCUAUAUUUCUAUAUUUUGCUGCUGGCGCUGGGCUGGAAUGAGAUUGUUUCCGUCUUGCGAAACCCUGUGUACUUCUUUAUGCUUUUCCUAGGUGCUGUAGCUGCAUAUCUCACGUACCAACUUAAUCUUUGGGGCCCUAUGAUUAAAAUGGCAGAGGCAGCUUCCCAUCAAGCAAUGGAGGAGGGCAAGAAAAGACUUCGGGAUUUUCUUGAGCCGUCAGAUGCGGGCCAAUACGCUAGGUACAAGAAUAGCACGGAGGAGUAUGAAAUGUCCAAUGUCAAAGUGUCCCAGACGACCGUCGAAGGGGAUAAGCAGGAUGAGGAUGACGGAUCAUCAUGGUAA
Molecule: messenger RNA, 2574 nt
Organism: Ophidiomyces ophidiicola
Lineage: Eukaryota; Fungi; Ascomycota; Eurotiomycetes; Onygenales; Onygenaceae
Gene: SEY1
Product: Dynamin-like GTPase that mediates homotypic ER fusion
Exons: 4
Coding region: 1-2574 (857 amino acids)
Biological process (GO): endoplasmic reticulum membrane fusion
Cellular component (GO): endoplasmic reticulum
Molecular function (GO): GTP binding; GTPase activity
Source: RefSeq, a predicted model, not a curated record